Molecule: messenger RNA, 3586 nt
Organism: Orycteropus afer afer
Lineage: Eukaryota; Metazoa; Chordata; Mammalia; Tubulidentata; Orycteropodidae
Gene: SREK1
Product: splicing regulatory glutamic acid and lysine rich protein 1
Cellular component (GO): nucleoplasm
Molecular function (GO): RNA binding
Source: RefSeq, a predicted model, not a curated record
AGGCAGCACGGCGGGCUCGGGAUGAACAGCAGCGGCGGCUUCGGUUUGGGCUUGGGCUUCGGCCUCACUCCUACGGCGGUGAUUCAGGUGACGAAUCUGUCCUCGGCGGUGACCAGCGAGCAGAUGCGGACGCUUUUUUCCUUCCUAGGAGAAAUCGAGGAGCUGAGACUCUACCCCCCGGACAACGCACCUCUUGCUUUUUCCUCCAAAGUAUGUUAUGUUAAGUUUCGUGAUCCAUCAAGUGUUGGUGUGGCCCAGCAUCUAACUAACACGGUUUUUAUUGACAGAGCUCUGAUAGUUGUUCCUUGUGCAGAAGGUAAAAUCCCAGAGGAAUCCAAAGCCCUUUCUUUACUGGCUCCUGCUCCAACCAUGACAAGUCUGAUGCCUGGUGCAGGGUUGCUUCCCAUACCAACCCCAAAUCCCUUGACUACGCUUGGUGUUUCACUAAGCAGUUUGGGAGCUAUACCAGCAGCAGCACUAGACCCCAACAUUGCAACACUUGGAGAGAUACCACAGCCACCACUUAUGGGAAAUGUGGAUCCUUCUAAAAUUGAUGAAAUUAGGAGAACAGUCUAUGUUGGAAAUUUGAAUUCUCAGACGACGACAGCUGAUCAGCUACUUGAAUUUUUUAAACAAGUUGGAGAAGUGAAGUUUGUACGGAUGGCAGGUGAUGAGACUCAGCCAACUCGAUUUGCUUUUGUGGAAUUUGCAGACCAAAAUUCUGUACCAAGGGCCCUUGCUUUUAAUGGAGUUAUGUUUGGAGACAGGCCACUGAAAAUAAAUCACUCCAACAAUGCAAUAGUAAAACCCCCUGAGAUGACACCUCAGGCUGCAGCUAAGGAGUUAGAAGAAGUUAUGAAGCGAGUGCGAGAGGCUCAGUCAUUUAUCUCGGCAGCUAUUGAACCAGAGUCUGGAAAGAGCAAUGAAAGAAAAGGCGGUCGAUCUCGUUCCCACAGUCGUUCAAAAUCCAGGUCUAGUUCAAAAUCCCAUUCUAGAAGGAAAAGAUCACAAUCCAAACACAGGAGUAGAUCCCAUAAUAGAUCACGUUCAAGACAGAAAGAUAGACGUAGAUCUAAGAGUCCACACAAAAAACGCUCUAAAUCGAGGGAGAGACGGAAGUCAAGGAGUCGUUCGCGUUCACGGGACAAGAGAAAAGACACUCGAGAAAAGAUCAAGGAAAAGGAAAGAGUGAAAGAAAAAGAUAGAGAAAAGGAAAGGGAAAAAGAGAGAGAGAGGGACAAGGAACGUGAAAAAGAAAAGGAACGGGGUAAAAACAAAGAUAAAGACCGUGAUAAAGAACGUGAAAAGGAUCGGGAAAAAGACAAGGAAAAGGACAGAGAGAGAGAGCGGGAAAAAGAGCAUGAAAAGGAGCGAGACAAAGAGAAGGAAAAAGAACAGGACAAAGAAAAGGACAGAUCCAAAGAGAUAGAUGAGAAAAGAAAGAAGGAUAAAAAAUCCAGAACACCACCCAGAAGUUAUAAUGCAUCAAGAAGAUCUCGUAGUUCCAGCAGGGAAAGGCGGAGGAGGAGAAGCAGGAGUUCUUCCAGAUCGCCAAGAACAUCAAAAACCAUAAAAAGGAAAUCAUCUAGGUCUCCAUCCCCUAGGAGCAGAAAUAAGAAAGAUAAAAAGAGAGAAAAAGACAAGGACCACGUCAGUGAAAGAAGAGAGAGAGAACAUUCAACCUCUACGAGAAAGAGUUCUAAUGACAGAGAUGUAAAGGAGAAGUUGGAGAAGAACACUACAUCACUUAAAGAAAAAGAGCACAAUAAAGAACCAGAUUCAAGCGUGGGCAAAGAAGCAGAUGACAAGGAUGCCGCAAGGACUGAGGAAAACAAAGUACAGCAGAAUGGCAAUUGUCAGCCAAAUGAAGAAAAUCUCUCUGCUAAAACAGAAGCAGUAUAGGACUGAGAAAUACACCUCUACACUCAACGCUGGAAUAAAAUCCAAAGCUUUUAAUUCUCUCAACAAGAUGCAAACAGUGAAGAAAGUCGGUUGAACAUACAGAUGUGAGCUAACAGCUUUUUCAGUUAGAUGACUUUGUGGCCAUCUUGUUACUGAGUAAGAAAAUAAAGUAUGGACAACAUGAAAAUAACAGAUGUUACCCAAACUCAUCUUCUAAAAUCUGUGCAUUUCCAUGGUGGUUGACACACUUGUCAUGUGGUUUGUUAUUGUUUGCCAAGAACCAUUGCAAAUAAACGGACCAUCAAAUGUCCAAAUUUGUACUAUCCAUAAAGACUGGAGAUAAGCAUUGGAGGCUCUUUCCCAAAAAGAAAAAAAAAAAGCUAGUUACUGAAUUUUGUAUUUUACUUUUUUAACAAUUUCAUUAUAUACAGUUUAAUGAUGUGCUUGAAAUUGGUGCAAAUAUAUACACACCUUGUAAGUACAAAGUAUGUAAGAAGUUUAACAUUUACUUCACAAGAUUUACAGUGAUUGUGUUAAAUUCUCGUUAUUGUGUUUCUUUUUGCUCAUUGUUCAGGACAGCAAUUUUUCUUUAAAAUAGUUUCACAGAUUAAAAUUGUUCAAAUAUGUGGAUUAGAAAACAGCUGACAAUGCAUGCUACUUUUCUGUUGCAGAAGGAAGAACAACUGUGUUGAAUACUAAUAACGAUGUAUUAGUGUUCAGUGUUUAGAAUCAGUGAGUCUCCUCAUAAAGUGAGCAUUUCUUUCUGAACUUCCUUGACAUUUCCAAGCUUAUGAAUAAUAUUGCAGUGUGUCUUGUCAACUGUAGGUGGCAAAGGUGCCCUAAUAAAAAGGAAACUGGGUUUUCAAAGUGGGCUGUGGGAGCACAAGCUGAAGCUUUAGUGCCUUCUAAAAUGUGGUAUACUGUUUUCUAGAAUUUUAUAUGUGCUAGUCAUGCUCAAUUCAUGUGGAACCUAGAUGGAUAUUCCAUUCAUACCAUAGAGAAGUGUGCAACUGAUACGACAGAAGAGCUUCUUACUUAGCUUGCCUAAUAUGAUGAGAGAAGUCUUGUUUUCAAGAAUGACUUUAGAGCUUGAAACAAAAAUGAAGUUUUGGGACCAUCAGUUUUAUACUGUGAUAGUUGAAAAUGAAGCAUGUUCUUAUUUUACUUAAAGGAAACCCUUUAGUUAUCUACAUUGGAUGGCCUUAAUUAUUACCUCUCAAUCAUUUUCUCAUAAAUGAUGGGUAGAAAUUAUACCUAAAGGAGGACUGGGAGUAUAUGUGAGGUUACUUGUUAAAGGAUAUGUUUACUUAAGUUUAAAAUGUAGGUCAUCCAUCCUUCUUAGGCUUACUUUUUGCAGAAAAUAUGUAAGUAGUAACAUGACAACAUUGCUAUUGUUUUUCCUCAAAACUAUAACUCAUGGUUUCACAACUCUUUUCAUUGUUGUAUUUCAAAAAAAAAAAGUAAUACCUUUUAAUUAGCAUGUUAAUUAAAAAAUCAAGUAUAAUUAAUUAUUUUAAUGCAAUCUAAUACAAUCAAAUUACUCAGUUGCCUUACCUCAUGGGAAUAGUUACUUUUAUAGAUUUAAAAAGCUGAGUACUAUGUUAGUUACUUGGUUUCAACUUGAUUUUUCAUUUAAUGUUAAUAACUUUUGAAAGUGUUUGGUGAAAAACGGAGAGAAUUGUCC